AUGAUUGAUCUAAAGCCAACAAUCCUUUUAAUCGAUACACCACACGAUGAGCGCAUACCCGAACCCCGUCCGAGAACCCGCUCCGCUUCUCCCCACUCUAGAUCACCGCUUGUCGAGAACGAAAUCAACACUCCCGAGGAGGAGGUUUAUGGCCUAGCACUUUUGCAGAGGGUCAUCACUGAGGUCCACAUGAGAAACAUGGCGAAAUUGGUCGUGCCCGUACCACUCAUUAGCGUUUCCCUAGCACACGAUGCACCUGCGGACCUCGCUAUUCCUACUGAUCUCAUCCCCAGUCCGGCGCUGCUCAAACGAUGCGUAGAUUUGGGCGCGGCGGACGUAAUAGCAUACAAAGCCCACAAAGAGGCAGCCAAGGAGCAGCAAGCUAUGCUGGAGCUUCGUAGGGGCCGCAAGUUGUCAUGGGUUGGCAUGCAUGAGGAAAAGCCGUUUGCCUACCUUCGUGAGGCUAUGGUAUCCGACCUGAUGAAGGGCAUCUGUCGCCUCGGCUGGGACGCGGAUGAUCUUAUCGGAAGCGCCAAAAUCUCCGUUUCUCAUGAGCGGCGGGCAUCGAUCACUGCUGCGGUCGGCUGCUGGCACUUUCCUGCCCACGACUUUGCCGACGAUGAGUUGCUUCUUGCAGCCAUGCUCAUGUUUAAGCAUGCUUUUAGUAUCCCUGAGCUGGAAAAGUGGCGGAUACCAACAGACCAACUUAUCGGUUUCCUCAUCGCUUGCCGCGGGGCGUAUAAUCCCUUUGUUCCCUACCACAACUUCCGCCAUGUCCCAAAGUCACCCAUGGCUAAUCUCAUCAGUCCUUUUGAUGGACUUACGCUUCUCAUCACCGCGAUCGGUCAUGAUGUCGGUCAUCCCGGUGUGAACAAUAAUUUCUUGAUAACGCUCAACGCGCCUCUUGCCCAGCUCUACAACGACCGCUCAGUUUUGGAGUCCUUCCACUGCGCCGCAUUUUCCCAGAUCCUCCGUCGCUAUUGGCCCGUUGCCUUUGAAGAAAUAAAGAUGCGCAAAUUAAUCAUCAGCUCCAUAUUGGCCACGGAUAUGGGCCUGCAUUUCGAUUAUAUGAAGAAGCUAGCUGAUGCCCAAACCACGCCGGACGCCGUUCUUUCAGAUGAGCGUGUUGCAGAGGAGCAAAGGUCUCUUGCAUGUGCCUUGCUAAUCAAAUGCGCCGAUAUCAGCAACGUGGCGCGGCAUUACGAUACAGCGAAGCAGUGGAUGCAUAUCUUGUCGGACGAAUUUUCUAGGCAAGCCUCUAUGGAAAGCGAGCUUGGGGUCGUGGACCUGAUGCCCGCGCUCAAGUACACGGUUGACGAACUUCAGAUCAACCGUGCCUUGUUCGAGUCUGGCGCUGUUGCUGCGCCGGUCAACGGUGACGGAGCCUCUGCGGCAAAUCACACUACCAAUGGUUUUGCAAGCUCUGUUUCGACAACCGAGAGCAGUCUUGGUGACGGCCCAGCACCCUCGGAUAGCGACGUUGAUGGCUCGGAUGCCCCGCGUGGAGGGCCAGAUGUGGCGGCGGAAGAGCUCCAAAAGAUUAAUGGUGUAGUGACAACGUUCGACAGUGUUGCUGAUUUCGCGACGAGCGACCCCUUCAACAUGCGGUACAGGCUUGAUAGCUUUGGGGAUGCAAGGGGUCUCGCGUCGGCGAAACAGCGAUAUAGCGAAGCCACCAACGGCAGCAAUUGCCCGUCUCAAGCAACAAGUGCGACGACGGGGAAAAUGCCGCUCUCCCCAAGCACGCAAGGCACCAGCAUCGCCAGCAGGGAUUCCAUGGAUCGGUCCAUGAGCGUACCACGACCAGUUUCCUCGGUAGCCUACGACCCCAGUUGCCUAGGAACUUGUAACUCGAGCAAGCUGGAGACUCCAAUUCUGGUGACACCAGAUUCCGACCUGCCUCCCGAGGUCCUUGUAACGGAGUCUAGCCGUGACGACGACUCCGGCUCCAACGGUAGCAUGGGAAAGCCCGAGAAUACCACGCUUAGGAAAAGGCCGAUUCUCCUCGAGCUGCCCGAGCAGCUCGUCGUCAUCACGUCUUCCUCCAAGAAAAGAAAGGUCACCCGCAACUCGGCUCGCGAUAGAGACGCUGAACAGUCUCCUUCGCCUCAGGCCGCCUCUGCCGAGAGCAUUCUCCCCUCGUGCGAAUCCAACGACGAAGACGACCAAGCCGCCUUCUCCUUCUCCGUCGCCUCCCAGUCGAGCUUCUCUACAACGACACAUCCUCAAGACUCCAUAUCGAGUCUCCCUUCCCGCCUACAGACCCGCCAUUCCUCUCUCGUCUCUGCCGGCUACCCUUCGUCGACCGCCUCGUCACCCUGCGCAGCCUACGCCGACCUCUCCCUCGAAGGCGAACCCUCGUCCGCCACAACCGAGACUGGCCCUGCGUUGCACCCUGCCUCAGCCAGAAGCCGGUCUCCUAUCCGAUACACUCGCCGGGGAAUCAUGUCAGGGAAUGGAGAUUCCAUACGCUCAUCUUCGCCUUUAAAACGACGCGCCUCGAGUAUGGAUCCCGAACCGAACGAGUCCGGCGGACAGCCUCCCACCGAUUUCUCCCGAGCCAUGAGCGUCGACGCUCCCGAUUCUGGUCCGGGCUACGCUCAGAAUCCUGAUGCCAUGCCCCCUCUUCCCGAACAGCUCAAAACCAUCCAGACCCUCCAGCGAGCGUUCAACGAAACCCCUGUCCAAGAAAACGACGUCGCUUUCGUCGUGACCAAGACCUGGGUCAGCAAAGCCUUGGCUGCGGGAGGAGACCCUAAAUAUGCAAAGGAGAGUAGUUCUGAUGAGCCCCUCGGCCCGGUGGACAACUCCAACAUCAUCCAAGAGGUCAUCGAGUUACCCUCGGGCGACCACUUUGUCCGUUUGAAGCCCGGGACGGACCUGGAGACCUCUGAGCUUUUCUCGGAAGAUGCAUGGAGCCUCAUCCAGAAGUGGUAUGGUUUGAAGGAUGGGCAAUACCCAAUUCGCCGCGUCGCCCUCAACACCCAGGCUGAUGCCUCCUCACCUCCCAACAUUAUUUACGAGAUGCACCCCCGUCUUUACCAUCUAUCGGCUGUGGUCUGA
This is a messenger RNA of Parascedosporium putredinis, 3063 nucleotides long. Lineage: Eukaryota; Fungi; Ascomycota; Sordariomycetes; Microascales; Microascaceae. The record is from the annotation of a GenBank genome assembly.